Molecule: messenger RNA, 11701 nt
Organism: Porites lobata
Lineage: Eukaryota; Metazoa; Cnidaria; Anthozoa; Scleractinia; Poritidae
Source: the annotation of a GenBank genome assembly
AUGCCAAACCAAAAUCUUUCUGAACUAGAUAAAGAAUAUGAUCUGCGAGUAACUGGAGCAUUCAAGAUCGGUCGAUCUCCGCUUUGUAACUUAACAGUAAGCGACAGUCAUGUUAGCAAAGUUCACUGUAGUUUGAAAGUCUGCAACCAGACUGAGCUUGAUUUGAGGUAAAGUUCUGUGUGUGUGUAUGUAUGUGUGUGCUGGAAUGGUGUUUUGGUUUUUUUUGUUUAUGUAAAGUAAAAAAGGAUUUUAUUUUAUCGGCCUUUUUUUGUCUCGUAAAACAAAUUCAAGAUAAGCAUGGGAAAACAGCUGACGUUUCACAAGGCCACCACAAAAAUGCAGAAAUUCCAUACUACAGAUGUGUCACUUCCCAGUGCUUUUCAUUGGCUAAGAUUUGCUUCAUCCAAUGAGGAGCACUACGCAGAUCAGGGAAGAGAUGGGUCAUCAGUAUGGAAUCUCCGUGCUCAUUCCUCAGACGUCAUUUGUGCUGAGAAACCAGUGUUGGCAUUAUGACAUGUCACCUGUUUUCUCACGUUAAUUCAAGAUAGCUCUAAUUUGAAUUUGUGUUUUUAAAAUCUGCAUAAUUUUACAGAUGUUCUGUUUGGUGGGCUAAGGAGAGUUCCAGCAUACAAACGUUUGAAAAGCAUCUGUAAAUAUUUGUGACUUUGCAGAGCUGAAACACUUUCAAAUUUUGAGGGUCAUUAGUUUUUCAAGGUGCUUAUUUCACAGUGUUGAUCUAUGUAUAUUUAGAGAGAUUAAGAUUUGUGUUUACGGCAAACAGCAAACGUUAGAUUCAAGUUGAGAAUUUUUCAGAACAGAAAUUAAGCAGAUAACAACAGUCCAGAAUGAUUCUUAUCGAUAAAACUGGCAUAAAACUACUUAUUUUUGUGUAGACGCAAUAAACAGUGAACUAAAAUAAGGGAAAAACUUGGUCAUGUAGUAGAAAUUCAUGUUUGCCGUUUGCCGUAAAUGUGCAUCUUAAUCUUUCUAAUAUUAGCUAACUGGUCCCUGAGAAGAGUUAAAAAAUAAUGGAAGAAUAUAUUGUAAUCAUUCUGCUGCUGCAACCUAUCACAUUUUUGUGUUGCAAUAUUACUCCUAGUGAUGAAUAGGUGAAGCCUACUUUACUUUUCAACAAAGAGGGUACCUCAGGUGGUGCUAUCAGAUCUCUGUAGUGUCAUCUUAUUGCCCAAUAAUCAUCUGAACUGAGGCUAGGCCUUAAUCAUAGCCAGUUUAAACUAAUUACCCUUUGAUGAAAUGACACUGGCUGGUUGUCAGACUAAGUUGGUGGGAAGAACAUGUGGUUUUCUGGGAAGAUUAUUGACAAAGUCAUUAAAUAAAGCUGACUGUCAGUAUAAUUUACUUGAGACUUUAGGAAGGUUCCAGUUCCACUUCAAACCUCAUGCUCUUUCUAAUUUUUAUUAAUAUGUGAAUAGUUUUAUUUUUUUGGCAGUGUUUGUCCAAAAGUGAAAGUCCUUAUUACAGACCACAGCUCAAAUGGGACGUGGAUUGUCUCUGAAGCUAGCAAUGAAAAAACAAGACUACAGAAGGAAAUGCCCACUCAACUGAACGAAGGAGACCUUAUUUUGCUGACUCGUUCCACUGAUACAAACCAUGAUGUCAUUGCCUAUAAGUAUCUUCAGUCUCCAUUCCCGCGAGUUAUGAAAAGCAUUUACAGACCAGCAGAAUACUUAAUUCAAGGAACUGAGGAUUUGCACCAAAGUAAGAAAAUAGACGUUGUAAUCUGUGAGGAAACAGAAAAACCUAUUCCAAGUGUAAAGGAUAGUGAGUCAGAAGCUGUGGUUUUAAACAAGACUGUAGCGUGUUUUCAUAACGAUAAACCCUUGACCAAUAAGUGUAUUGAAUCUGUCGAUCUCACAGAUACAGGCAAAGGCAUCGAGAUUCAUACACAGAACUUUGGAGGUUUAAACAAUAAUGGAAAUGUAGGCAACACAACUACUACUUAUAAACCAGCCCAUUUAGAUCAAAAUGUUUCAAGUCUAAAACAAGACGACAAAAAGUCUCCCAAUUUAAAAAGGAAAAGCGAAUCUGGUGAUGACUUUGUUUUGACGAGGAAGGUGAGGUUUAAGGAGCAAAUGGAAGAGCAUUUUGAGCAACCAGAAUCUUACAUUGGUAGCCCUUUUAAAAAUGGAGAAAAGUGCAUUGAAAACUUUAAUAUCCAAGCAGAGUUCAAAUCUAGUAAAUAUUAUACUUGCUCCGAUGGAAUUGGCAAAAGGAGUUCUUCUCCAUUUACGAACACUACAUGUACUUCUACCCAUGAUAAUAUAAUACAAAAAAAUCGUGGUAAAGGUGAAGUCAAACCCUGUACUAACUAUUCAGUGGCAAAGAAACCAUUAAGCCCCUGUAAUCCGUCGUCUUACGAGAGCCCGUCAGAGUUGUCAAAAUUUAUGGAAGUUACAGAGAAACAUGAUUCUUCGUGUAUGAAUGUUGAACAUCGUAGCAGUGCAAGUGGUUCCGAAGGAUUAGCAGAUGACAUUAAAAGUGGAGACAAUUGCAUGGAAAACCUUGAAAACCAUGUGGAAGACAUAAUUACUGGCCAUAGAGAUAGUUAUAUUGGCUUCGAUAUUAUUGGCAAAGGGAGUACCACUCCGCUGACAUCCUCUCAACAAAACUCUUAUACCAGUGAUAACGGAAUACAGAAAAUAUGUGCUAAAGAUGAAGUCAAACCCUGUGCCACCACUUCAUUGGCAAUGAAAGCGACAAGCCAGUGUGACCAGUUACCUUCUGAAAGCCCAUCAGAGUCAGGAAAAGAGAAACACCAGUCUCCGUUUGCAGAUGGCAUUUCCAUCUUGUUGCCAGCGUCCUCUCCCACUCAGCCCCCUGGGAACGAGGUUGAUGACAUUCUAUAUGGUAAUUGCGUUCAGUGUGGUAAGCGGAUACCACAAGUUACCAUUUCCUUGCAUGAAACAGUUUGUGAAGGCCUCAGUCAGGAGGCUAAAAGUCAAGAUCAUGUGUCAUUAUCAUCGCUUCAACUUGAAAGUUGUUUGCCUGGAGAUCAUGUGAGGAUUUGCGAUGCUGGAAACGCUGAGAGAAAGGAAGACAGUGGUGUUCAAGACGACAUUGAAUGCAUUGAGGAAAACGAGCAGCUGAAUGAGACAAAUGGGCAAACAGAUAACAAAAGUGAUAAUCCUGACGAAAAAGUGAGUGAAGUAAGCGAGAAGAGCGGUAGUGAAACUUAUAGAUCUUUCCCACGUACAUGUGAGUCUAAAGAGGAUUUAGGUAAUUGUGUUUGGUCUAAGAUCAACGACAAACGCGCUGAUACAAGCUGCACAUCCGGAAACAUCGAAGGAAAUAUCGAAGAAACAUUUUCAGGCUCAACAGAGCAGAAUGAGCAAAACAGGUCCCUUGAAAGCAGCCCUGUAUUAGUUUCACUUGAUCGAAGUCAACCCACACUUGAGAAAGAAGAAUCCAAAGAAAGAUGCACGUUCUGCUCAGGUUUAUUUCCUGUACCGGAACUCGUUAUCCACGUUUCAACUUGCUCUAAGACUAGCGGCAUGGCAAGUACCGAUUCAGAGGACCCAGACAGUGUGAAAGAAGCCUGUCCUUAUUGUGCAAAUUACCUUGAUGUUUUAGCUCUUGUAGAACAUGUUGACCAAUGUAAGAACCUGUCAAUGAUAAAGGCUGUUGAAAUAUCGCGGGAAGAUUGCUCCCAAUCUUCUCUCUCUGACCCGGGCUCUGAUUGUUCGUCCAGAAGCGAGGACGAUUCUCCGAUGGAAGAUAAAGAGCUCUGUCCAAAAUGCCAGGGAGAGUUUUGCUUGUUAGAACUAUUAAGCCAUGCUGAUAAAUGUCUAGGGGAAGUGCGCAAAUCUGGUUCUGGCUCAGAAUCUCUGCGAACAGAUAUUCGGGAACAUAUUAAUAGUGACGAUGUUCUUGAUCGUAAAAGAGAAAGUGAGAAAGGUGUCGAGAAAGAUUGUCCGUAUCGUGAGGGCAAAAGUCUUGAAAACCAUAGGUCGAUUGAAGAAGAAUGUGAUAAGAAAAACAGCGAAAGGUUUGUAAUCACCAGACCAGAUAAUGAAUAUAUCGAUGAAGACGGUUCCAAGGUUAGUAGAGGGGGAGAUGAUGAAGAUAGAGCUUAUAGUUAUGAAGUUAGACUCGUAAAAGAGGAUGAUGACAUCACACAUGGUGAUGAUGUCGGUGUUCAUAUCGAUGACGAAAACAACACCGGCAGAGAUGGUAAGGAUAAUACUGGAGAUGGAGAUGAUACUGAUGACUUCGCUCGCGGUCACCAUGACGUCCGUCUCGGUGACGACGAAAGCAGUGCCUACAUAGACGACGAAUUUGUUUCCUCUGAGGAUCCUUCGGGUGAUGGUGAACAUCUCCUUGCAAUGGAAACCAGCGAAGAUGACGCUGAUCUUGAUCAAUUUGAAAUCUGCCCGAAGUGUCGUAAGCUAUUUCAUCUGUCUUUGUUGGUCGAACAUGCAGCUAAAUGUAGCGUAGUUUCACUAGACGUGCAAACAACCGGGGAAACAAAGACAGAAUUUUCUAACUCAACCACCCCAUCUGAGUCCUCUACAGCAGCUCCCAUUGUUUUCAGUGACUGCAGCGUCUGUGGAGUACGGUUGCCCGUACACAUGAUGGGUAUUCAUUAUCCCAGGUGUAAGAAGCGGCGUGCUUCAAAUAAGGGAAGUGAAUGCUCCAGCCAGUCUUCUGAAAGUGACCCUGCAGAUUUUACGGGGCAGACUGGUGUCCGCAUAGACAAUCUAAGCAGCAGAGUAACGGUCGAGGAUGAAAAGGAUGAGGCACACCCAGGAUGUAAAUCCGGAGAGUGGCCAUCAUCAUUUGUGACUAAAGUGAUUAGCUCUACUGGUAGUAGCGAGAGAGAGGCAGGUAAAUUAGAAGGAAUUAGCUUAAAAAGAACAUUUUCCUCGCUGGAUUCAUAUCACAACUGCGAAGAACAGUGCAUCUACUGCUUUAAAAUGUUUGCUGUGAACGUUCUUGUAGAACAUGUCGAAGCCUGUGCAACGCUCAAUAAGGUAAGAUGUUUUUAUUUUCCUGAAAUAACUUUUAGUUAAUAUUUAAAACAUGCCAGUGGAUAGUGCUUGUUGUGGCCAUUAGAGUAUCAGACUUGUAAUUCGGAGGUCCAAGUAGUACGUAUCGCUGACCGCGAGAUCUCUGGGUGGAGGUCUUUCUUGGCAGUUGUUAUUGCAAGUUCAGCGUCUUCGCCAUUUGUGUAAAUAGCCUAUCGGUGUGCCUCCUCUUGUAGGUGUAGCUGUUAACCUUCAGGCGUUGCCCUGGAUUUAGCAGCAUAAUUUUUACCGACAUGUUUUGAGAGACAGCGUGGCCUAGUAGUCGGCGCAUCGGACUCCCAAUCCGUCUGUAUCGUGUUCGAGUUCUGUCCCCCGAAUUCAAAUAUUCGACCACGCUUGUAAAUAGCCAACUUUUUGCCUCCUGCCAGUUGGGAAUUUUCAUCCGUUUAUGUUCGAUUUGGAUUAUUUGUUUAUAAUUAUUUGAGAAGGGUGUCUUUAAGUUACCUUUGAUGCUAAGUGCGCUUUCGCUAUAAAUAAAUCUUUACCUUUGUACCUUAUGUUAAAAAUAGGCAUACCGAAGUUGGCUAUUGGCUUACUUCCAUCAGCAAAAGGUUAAAACGCCGUGAUUCUCCGCCAAAUGAACGGACCGAGUCGCGAAAAAAAUACCAUUAUCAUAUUUUCUUUUCUAUAUACUAUAUUCCGAAUAAAUUAAAGAACAUACAUGGUGAGAAAAAAAUUGGGUUUAUACGAAUCAGCUUUUUCUUUAAUACAAUUUCGCAGGAUUCAUCCGCAGAGGAACUGGAGCAGUGUUGUUAUUGUCUACAGACAUUUCCGUUAAGCGAGCUUAUCAACCAUGCACAGAACUGUGAUCAAAAAGCAAUCACUGGCAGCCAGGUUUGAUGCAGUGUUUUAUUGUUAGAUUUUAUUAUUUGAAAGUGAUUUGUUUUGAUUUUUAACUUUCGUUUAUCAAAAAAGAAUGCACAAAUGUGCAGCAGAAAUAUCAGAUAUACUUAAUAUAAAGUGAUACUCAGUAGUUAGUAAAGAGCAUUUACCCAGAGCAAGCACCUCCCAACUAGGCCUAUGUCACGACGUUUUCACGGACUGGUCUAUUUUUAGAUACAUUUUAGAGCGCUUUUUCCUGAGUCCAUGAGCGCAUUCAAAGUAUGAGAUAUCAAAAAAGAAAACUAAACGUCAUUCAAAAGUCAUAAAUACCAUUUCGAGGACUGUAGUUUUUGGUGACUGAUUUGUUGGGCUUAACAGAUAUUGUAAAUUCGCGCCAAAAUAGUUCUAAAAAUAAACUGGUCAGUGAAGACGCUGUGACACGGGUACAGUAUGGAAGCUACUCACCCCGAGUUAUGGGCUCCCAUUGAAUUUCAAUGCCAUACUGUCUCUUACAGGAGGAUUCACGAGAUGGAGUCUCAUCUGGCAGCCAGUCAUCAAGCACAGAAUUACUUGAGAGAUGUAUGUAUUGUUUCAAAGACUUUCCAGUCAGCAAGCUGAUCCGCCACGCACAGAAAUGCGAUGGUGACAUGUCAGGACCUAGAGAGAGGUUUCAUGGUUUCUUGCCCUCUAUCCAUGAUGUAAGUGAAGAGUCAAUAAAAUAGAUGUGUUUAUAAUUUGCGCAAGGUAUCAAUCGCUUUGUAAAGUAAUCCGGAAUUCUUCGCUUUGGAAUGCGGAAUUCAGCUAAAGGAAUCCAGAAUCCCACAAACGAUUGCAAUCCGGAAUCCAGGUUCCACUGGCAAAGAAUCCUGAAUCCAAAGAGUGGAAUCCAGAAUCCAAGACUGUCUCAGUUUUCCUUACAUGGAGUGAUAUCAAUUUUUGUCACUGUACAUUAAGGGGAGGUGUUGGCGAGAUUCAUUGCUUCUUGGAAAUCCAAUCGGUAUCAAUGCAAAUCCCAUAACACUGAUUGACCUGGCCUUUCUUAAACUUAUUGUUUGUGUGAACUAUAGAGUCUUCUCCCUUUACAAUAUGGCGGCUGAAGAGGAGAAACGCCAUAUUGGAAAACGUUGAGACCUGGGGUCGAGUUUACGAAUAGGUAGACUGGUCAUGUUAUUAUUUGGAAAAUACCAAAGAUCUUUAAUCACGUAUUGUUUUGCCUCUAUUCAUUCACUUCACUGAGUAAAAACAAACUCUCCUCGGGGUGGACUCUAAUCCCUUAUAAGGGAAAAGUAGUGAUAUCCAGUCAAUUCAUCUAAAUUUUUGCUUAACCCGGUUCCCGCAUUGGAGAAUUGAAAUAAAGUAAAUUCUUUUCUUUCCUAUCUUAAUCUAAGCAGUCUUUACCUAGUUUUUCUUGUUUAGUUUUGUUCUUUAUGGGGUUUAUAAAUGACCAUUGAUAUUGUUUUCAGUUGAGUGCUAUUUCAUCAGUCGCCAUAUUAAAUGACACUCAAAGAGCCGCUUUACAGUACGUCAUCACCCGCUCAGCUAAAGAAUCCAAGAAAGUUUCCUCUGGUUUACUUGCACGUGUUCAACGCCUGGGUUACAGUGAGAACGACUUAAAAAGGUUUGUGUACAGCUAAAUGUAUAAGUGUUUUCCAAGUCUGAAAUUAAAAAUUAAAGAAGGUCGUUGUCCAUUAGGGACCAAAUGAAAUGUCUCAGUAAGAAUUUCGAAAAAAGAGCAAAUGGUAAUGAAAUACUCUGGGAAAAGUUUUAAAAUACCUGAACACCCUUCAAUUCUAAACAACCAAACCAUUCAAUCGUACGGACAGUUGUGGAAAGAAAGUUUUUAAAAGUUUGGUUUGCCUCGAGGUUAUUCCGGUUUUCUCCAAUAAAUCAGGAUAGCCAAUAGAAGUUGUGGAAUUGGAAGUAAUAUUCUCCAGUGGAUCAAGUCCAAUAUCUCUGUACUUGAUAAUGUUAUGUUUAGGCUAGGACAGCCAGUUUAUCUCAGUUUAUCAGGAGGUAGACCAGCCAGGUUCUCUCAUCAAGGAAAGCAAAUAGUGAUAACGUUGCCCUUGAUUAACUGAUGCUUUUACUGAGAUGUUGUUCGUGAGACGUAAAUCGUCUCGAUUGUCCCUUUGUUUGCCUUUAUUACCGUUUUCCUCCUAAUUAACACGCUUGGAGAAAGUCUUUUCAUCCCUUUUGGAUUUGGGGCUUAGAAAGGCUGGAGUCUUAUUUCAUGAUAAUUUUUCUUUAUUCAUGUUAAGUGGGAGAAUGUAAUCUCGUACCCAGAUCUCCCGCGGAGUGAGAUCUGGGUACGAGAUUAAGGAGAAUCUGGACAUGGUUGCCGAAGAACGUUAACAACGGACAUGGGCUCUUGCACUAAAUUUUUGUUUAUUGUUUAUUGUCUUUUACUCAGGACCUUACAAUGGGUGCGCAGUGCCGCUCCUAUCAUCAUCCACAUCAACCUUGACAAAGUUUUGCAUUUUCUAGUUAAAGACACGCAUUAUCGCAACCAGUUUGAGACUGGAACAAGCGGUGGUUCCACUGAUCUUAAAGCUAGAAAAUCUUGGGAGGUGAGAACUGAAACCAUGAAAAACGUAAAACUAUGCAUACAAUAGGCGGCCUGUUGCUGAAAAAGUCGUUAGGUCAUACAUUAGAGAGCUUUAGAUUCGAGGGCGAGGACGACAUUUAAUGCUAAGUUUUCUUGCCUAUUUUUUCUAAAAAUAGACAGCCCGCAAAGCUUCAUUGUACUUUUUUUCACCAUAAAAGUUGGCACGCUUAUUUCCAUUGAAAGAGGCAAAACCCUCUCCCGACAGCUAAAUGAUAAUAUUUCUAACAUUUGAUAACUUGUUUUUGCCACUACGACUUUCUCGCUAAAACUCGUAGUAGACUGACGACCGCUACCAAAUUUUCCCGCCAAAGUGACGUUGGUUUGCGCGCGCGCUACUUAGAAUUGGGAAAAACUCGGUGCUGUUACAGCUGAAAUAUCGACCAUCUCUUUUCCUCGACCGAUCAUACAAAAUCAGACCAUAAGUUUGUGAUUCGUGGCUGCAACCAUAUUCCGUCCUCGCAACAGCUUUUUGGGAACGUAACGCGAACGAAACUUUUGCUGUCCUUUAUCCUAAUGGCAAUCGCUGCAGCACGUGACGUGCGCGGAGCUUUUUGAUAAACAUGCAACGAAGAAAAGGACAAAACAUAAGUAAGCAACGUGAAUAACCGGGUCAUAAACGCGGCCCGGUUUUAGCCCAUUUUGUGAGCGUCGGUCUGUCAAGAGGGAGGUUGCGGGUUGAAAAAAGUUAGCAAGAUCAUGCUGGUUAUAAUCUAAGAUUUUUGUUUCCAAGUUCUGAUGAUCGGGUCAUGAGGCUGUGAUCCUUCCAAAUCAAUUAGAAGGGGACACAAAAAGUCUCGUACUGCUGUACGAAAAGAGUAGGGGACGCAAACCCCGAGGGUUUUCUCUUGUAGGGGGAAGGGGAGGGGCGGUAACGCGCCCGCAGUAAUUGGCGUCACACGGUUGCGGUUACCCUGCCCUGUUACUAUUGUAUGAUUAUGGUCAUAAAAGUAUUUUUUUUAUUUAUUAUAUCUUAUUAUUUUUCACUGAUUAUCUUAACCUCUCCAUUUCUCCUUAGGAUCGAAUAUUUAACAAUCAUUACAAGCGUAGCAGCCCCUUGGAACGUGUCAAAUAUGGCGUGCUAAACAUAGGUACCAACGUGCGUGCUCCUUUUAACUCACUGACGGAAAUCCAUGCUAGUGUUAUUUUAAUAUGUCAGUUCUCAUUUUUCUUCUUACACCCUUUUCUUUUCCCCUUCUAUCACACACGUUAAAACGAUUGACAGCAGCAAUAAAUUUCCAAGGAGGAUACCUCUUAUUUUGCGCCGUCUUGCUUUUUUUUCAUUGACUUUCAGUUUUUCGUUGUUUAUGUUCAGUUUGCAACUGGUUUACUCGCCUUGUCGUUCCAGGCCUAAAGGAAAGGAAUAGCCUUAUUUUCAAAAAUUGUUCUGUUAAAACUCUUCUUUGUUACUCAUGAAAGUUUAACUGUCUAGUCGCAUCGAUGUAGCUUUGACUUUACUGUAACACGUACAGCACCCGAGGGAGGUAAUUAGACGUUGAAUAGACUGAGCCGUCAUGAUCAUUCCUCACAGUUUACAUACUGCUAUAUUUUUACUGAACUUGCGUCUUUACUAUCUUGUUUUUUUUUUCUAGUUGGUGAUCCCCUUGGUGUACGAAGCUGUAUCAAUUACGGCGAUUCCUUUCUUCAGGUAAGUCGAAUUUUCAAUUUCACCUUUCAUAGUUUAAUUUACGCCGCGGAUAUGUUUUAUUCUACCAAGUUUGACUGAUCGUGAGUCAAAUCGAACUGUCAAUCUUUCUUAGCUACUACUUUUUCCCUUAUUUUCAGCUAAAGAAAGUUCGUCUUCGUACAACGUUCGCCUCAAUGGAUACUUCAGGAAGUGGAGUAAAGUUAUCGUGCUGUGAACAUUAUGAAAAUAUCAUGUACGCGUACAGCGACCCCGAGAUUACCGCGGUACAAAAAAUAAUAACAUUUAUAAUAACAAUGGCACAAUUUUGGAGGUGUGACGAUGGUGAUAAUGGGAUUGAAGAGUCAGUUUAUUAUGGGAUAAACAACACGAGAGUCACAUAUGCAGAAAGAGUGCAUGGAGGUUAGGAAAAAUCUCAAGUUUGGUGUCGAUCGGGCCAAUAUUGAACAAGAUACAAGUAUUUAAAAACUUGAAAAUUUAUGAGAAAUGUAUGGAUUGCUAGACUAUGUGUACACGCACCCUCCCCCCUGCCCGCCGACCAAAAAAACGGAGCUGCUUUUCCCAGGUUUUCGUUUGUCGAGGGUUCGAGAGCAGGUUGCGGCUAUACGUAGGCCAUGGAUUGCCGGACACAUGCACCUUCCGGACGUCUACACAUUUGUUACAUGUAGUAAAUUUUGGAGGUUUUGAAUGGCUGUAUCUCGUUCAAUAUUGGCCCGAUAAACACCAAACUUGAGAAUGUUGCUAAUUUCAGUGUGGUCUUUCUGACUACAUGGGUCCUGUGUUGUUUAUCCCAUUAACCUCACGAUGCAAAAGUAUUCCUUAUAGAGGCUCUUGACCAGUGUUUGUUUUCAUCCGUUUUGAGUGUCAUUCUUUAUUUCUAAAUCAAGCCUCUCUCUUUCUACUUUUUUAGAUCAUUGAUGUUGCCACGGGAAAGGUUCCUUUUCAUCGAUCAGAUUGCAUCUCGCAUUACAAAGAGGUAAUACAUUAAGGAAGUAAACUUGCGUCGAACUCCACCCCACCCCGCUCCCCCGACCAGAUUCUUUGGGUUAUUGCUAAUCAGAGACGCAUCCCAGAUUCGUAGUACUGAGAUCUAUAUAGUUUUCUAAAAGGCAAUGGCAUCAGGAAGCGAGAUGAUAAACAGUGACGAGCUUAUCAACAAAAUCGCCCUUAUUUGGUUCUCCACAGUCUCCCGAAAUACUCUAUUCCCGCAUUCAAUUUUCGUUCUCGACAACGGACAGGCCGGGCCAAGUACCAAAUGCGUUUGGAUAUAUAUAUAGUAACAUUAAAAAUUAUGUAACUUGACCUCAGGUUCAGAUCCAUGGACCCGUGAGCCUAUCAGAAAAUGUCGAAUGUAUUGUAGUGAACGCUCGCCACCAAGCAGACACGUGGAUAGGGAGCCUCCUGGACCUCUUUGUGGAGCAAAACAAAUGUAACCUUAUUUGGAUGGACCCUGAUGACCUCACUGGGGUAGCACCUACUCCACAUGGUGCCUUUGGACAUCAUUUGAGCGCUGGAUCACUCUCCGGUUCUCUUGGAAGGAGAAGAUCUUUAGGACGCACAACAACUCGUAAACGGCGGAAGCGAUGA